AAGCAAGAAGCUUAAGAAACUCAAGUGGGACAGCUUCAACGCAGAAUAUUUCAAAGUCUGUAGGGAAACUUGGAUGAUGGGAGACAAAGCAAAGACUACAGAACAAACGUGAGGUUUUUGCAACCACAGAUACAGCAGUAUUCAACCCGGACUGACUCCUUGUAAAACAAGCGUAAAACACAAGCAUAAAGCCACACACUAAACGCCCGUUUUCCUCCACUGCCAUUGCCCAAUUUGCUUCCAAGAUUCGGUACCUACAAGAAUACCAUAACCGAGUUCUUCACAACAUUUACCCUGUCCCAUCUGGAACAGAUAUCGCAAACACGCUGAAAUACUUUUCUCAAACCUUGUUAAGCAUUUUGUCCCGCACAGGGAAGAAGGAAAACCAAGAUGCCUCCAAUUUGACAGUGCCCAUGACCAUGUGUCUUUUUCCUGUGCCAUUCCCACUCACCCCAUCUCUAAGACCGCAGGUCAGUUCCAUCAACCCUACUGUUACUCGCUCCCUCCUUUACAGCGUCCUGCGAGAUGCUUCCUCAGAGCGCGGCCCGCAAAGUCGUGAUGCUCAGUUGUCAGACUACCCUUCUCUGGACUACCAAGGCCUCUACGUGACUUUGGUGACUCUCCUGGAUCUAGUUCCUUUACUACAGCAUGGCCAACACGAUCUUGGACAGUCAAUCUUUUAUACAACGACAUGUUUGCUACCCUUUCUCAAUGAUGAUAUUCUAAGUACUUUGCCCUACACGAUGAUAUCCACGUUAGCUACCUUUCCUCCAUUUCUGCACAAGGAUAUUAUUGAAUAUCUCAGCACAUCUUUUCUACCAAUGGCUAUAUUGGGUUCCUCAAGGAGAGAAGGAGUCCCUGCCCACGUCAACCUGUCCGCAUCCUCCAUGCUCAUGAUUGCAAUGCAGUACACGUCCAACCCAGUGUAUCAUUGUCAAUUAUUGGAAUGCCUCAUGAAAUAUAAGCAAGAAGUCUGGAAAGACCUUCUCUAUGUGAUUGCCUAUGGGCCCUCCCAGGUGAAGCCUCCAGCUGUACAGAUGCUCUUCCACUACUGGCCCAAUUUGAAACCUCCUGGGGCAAUAAGCGAGUACCGGGGGUUACAGUACACAGCUUGGAAUCCCAUCCACUGCCAGCACAUUGAAUGCCACAAUGCAAUUAACAAACCAGCUGUGAAGAUGUGCAUAGACCCUUCUGUGUCGGUAGCUUUGGGUGAUAAGCCACCCCCACUGUACCUCUGUGAAGAAUGCAGUGAGAGGAUCGCAGGGGACCACAGCGAGUGGUUGGUUGAUGUUCUUCUGCCACAAGCUGAGAUAUCGGCUAUAUGUCAGAAAAAGAAUUGCAGUUCCCAUGUUAGAAGAGCAGUUGUCACCUGCUUUUCAGCAGGGUGCUGCGGUCGUCACGGAAACAGGCCUGUUCGGUACUGUAAGAGAUGUCACUCGAAUCAUCACAGUAGUGAUGUGGGGGCUGCGGCCGAGACCCACCUCUAUCAGACCUCCCCCCCACCCAUCAACACGCGGGAGUGUGGCGCCGAGGAGCUGGUCUGCGCGGUGGAGGCUGUGAUCAGCUUGUUGAAAGAAGCUGAGUUCCAUGCGGAGCAGCGGGAGCACGAGCUGAACCGCCGACGGCAGCUGGGCCUUUCCUCAUCCCACCACUCCCUGGACAACACGGACUUUGAUAACAAGGACGAUGAUAAACACGACCAGAGGCUACUCAGCCAAUUUGGAAUAUGGUUCUUAGUGAGCCUCUGUACGCCCAGCGAGAACACGCCCACGGAGAGCCUGGCCCGGCUCGUGGCCAUGGUGUUCCAGUGGUUCCACUCCACAGCGUACAUGAUGGAUGAUGAAGUGGGAAGCUUGGUGGAGAAACUGAAGCCUCAGUUUGUCACCAAGUGGCUGAAGACUGUAUGCGACGUUCGCUUUGAUGUCAUGGUCAUGUGCCUUCUUCCCAAACCCAUGGAGUUUGCCAGGGUUGGUGGCUACUGGGAUAAAUCCUGCAGCACAGUGACGCAGCUGAAGGAAGGUCUCAACCGAAUCCUCUGCCUCAUCCCCUACAAUGUGAUCAGUCAGUCUGUGUGGGAAUGCAUCAUGCCGGAGUGGCUGGAAGCCAUCAGAACCGAAGUCCCAGAUAACCAGUUGAAAGAAUUCAGGGAAGUACUAAGCAAAAUGUUUGACAUCGAGCUCUGUCCUCUACCUUUUUCGAUGGAAGAGAUGUUUGGCUUUAUUAGUUGUCGGUUUACGGGAUACCCCUCCUCUGUGCAGGAGCAAGCUUUGCUGUGGCUUCAUGUAUUAUCGGAGUUAGAUAUCAUGGUUCCACUUCAGCUAUUAAUAAGUAUGUUUUCUGAUGGAGUUAAUUCUGUCAAAGAACUGGCAAAUCAAAGAAAGUCAAGAGCCAAUGAACUGGCAGGGAACUUGGCAGCUCGAAGGGUGAGUGUCGCCUCUGAUCCUGGCCGGCGAGUUCAACACAACAUGCUCAGUCCAUUUCAUAGUCCUUUCCAGAGUCCAUUUCGGAGUCCUAUGCGUAGCCCAUUUCGUAGCCCUUUCAAGAAUUUUGGGCACCCAGGAGGAAGGACUAUUGACUUUGAUUGUGAAGAUGAUGAAAUGAAUCUAAAUUGUUUCAUCCUCAUGUUUGACCUUCUCCUGAAGCAGAUGGAAUUACAAGAUGAUGGAAUCACGAUGGGUUUAGAGCACAACUUGUCAAAGGACAUCAUUUCUAUCAUAAACAAUGUCUUCCAAGCCCCCUGGGGGGGCUCUCAUACCUGUCAGAAGGAUGAAAAAGCAGUUGAGUGUAACCUCUGUCAGUUGAGUAUUCUCUGCUAUCAGCUUGCUUGUGAACUCCUGGAGAGACUAGCUCCCAAAGAAGAGAGCCGGCUGGUGGAACCCACAGACAGCCUUGAAGACAGUCUCCUCUCUUCCAGACCAGAGUUCAUCAUAGGCCCCGAAGGAGAGGAGGAGGAGAACCCUGCAGCCAGGCAUGGGGAGAACCCAGGCAGCCGUGCCGCACCCACCGAACCUGCUGCAAUAAAGAAUGACACUGAAAGAAAAUUUUGCUACCAGCAACUUCCUGUAACGUUGAGACUAAUCUAUACCAUUUUUCAGGAAAUGGCUAAGUUUGAAGAGCCAGACAUUCUUUUUAAUAUGCUCAGUUGCCUGAAGAUCCUCUGCUUGCAUGGCGAGUGUCUGUACAUUGCUAGGAAAGACCACCCCCAGUUUCUGGCCUACAUUCAGGACCACAUGUUGAUUGCAAGCUUGUGGAGAGUACUCAAGUCCGAGUUCUCUCAGCUGUCUUCGCUGGCCGUCCCUCUCCUGCUGCAUGCGCUGUCACUUCCUCAUGGUGCUGACAUCUUCUGGGCAGUCAUCAAUGGCAACUUCAACAGCAAAGACUGGAAGAUGAGGUUUGAAGCAGUGGAAAAAGUGGCUGUGAUUUGUAGAUUUCUGGACAUUCAUUCAGUGACCAAAAACCACCUGCUGAAGUACUCCCUGGCUCAUGCUUUCUGCUGCUUCCUGACAGCUGUGGAGGACGUCAACCCCGCGGUGGCCACCAGGGCUGGUCUGCUACUCGACACCAUCAAGAGGCCCGCGUUGCAGGGUCUGUGUCUUUGUCUUGACUUCCAGUUUGACACUGUGGUGAAAGACCGACCCACGAUAUUGAGCAAGCUUUUGCUCCUGCAUUUUCUUAAGCAAGACAUCCCUGCCUUGAGCUGGGAGUUCUUUGUAAACAGGUUUGAGACCCUGUCCCUGGAAGCCCAGUUACAUUUGGAUUGCAACAAAGAAUUUCCUUUUCCUACAACCAUCACUGCCGUGAGGACCAACGUGGCCAACCUCAGCGAUGCUGCCCUGUGGAAGAUUAAGAGGGCCCGCUUCGCUCGGAACCGGCAGAAGAGCGUGCGGUCCCUGAGGGACAGUGUGAAAGGGCCAGCGGAGUCCAAGAGGGCGCUCUCCCUUCCCGAGACCCUGACCUCCAAAAUCCCUAUGAGGUUGACCAGGCAUGAGCAGUCUGCUCCAGCUCUCGGUGGGACACCUGAACAGACGCCAGGACAACAGUCUCCCGAGAAUGACAACACUAUCAAGGACCUGCUCCCAGAAGAUGCAGGGAUAGACCACCAGACAGUGCAUCAGCUGAUCACUGUGCUCAUGAAGUUCAUGGCCAAGGAUGAGAGCAGUGCCGAGUCGGACAUCAGCAGCGCAAAGGCCUUCAAUACAGUCAAGCGGCACCUGUACGUUCUGCUGGGCUAUGACCAACAGGAAGGCUGCUUCAUGAUUGCACCGCAAAAGAUGCGCCUGUCGACUUGCUUUAAUGCAUUUAUCGCAGGAAUUGCCCAAGUUAUGGACUAUAACAUUAAUUUGGGAAAACACCUUCUCCCCUUGGUGGUUCAGGUGCUCAAAUACUGCUCUUGUCCUCAGCUGCGACAUUAUUUCCAGCAGCCACCUCGCUGUUCCCUCUGGUCCCUAAAACCGCACAUCCGGCAGAUGUGGCUGAAGGCCUUGCUUGUCAUCCUUUACAAGUACCCAUACCGAGACUGUGAGAUCAGCAAGAUCCUGCUGCACCUGAUUCACAUCACAGUCAAUACCCUCAAUGCACAGUAUCACAGCUGCAAGCCCCACGCCACUGCAGGACCUCUGUACAGUGACAACAGUAACAUCAGCAGAUACAGUGAGAAAGACAAAGAAGAAGAUAGUGUUUUUGAUGAAUCUGAUAUUCAUGAUACACCUACUGGACCCUGCCAUAAAGAGUCUCAAACUUUUUUUGCAAGAUUGAAAAGGAUAGGCGGCAGCAAAAUGGUGAAAUAUCAGCCGGUUGAGAUGAAUGUUCAGAGAAGUGAAAUAGAACUGGCUGAAUAUAGAGACACGGGCGCAUUGCAAGACAGCCUUCUUCACUGUGUCAGAGAAGAAAGCAUUCAGAAAAAAAAGCUGCGAUCCUUAAAGCAAAAGUCUCUUGAUAUAGGGAACGCAGAUUCCCUCUUGUUCACGUUAGAUGAGCAUCGCCGCAAGUCUUGUAUUGACCGCUGUGACAUAGACAAGCCUCCCGGUCAGGUGGCCUAUCUGCCACAGAGACAGAGUGACCAUGCGCGUUCUAGGCAGAACUCGGCCACGAGGCCCGACCCUAUGGAGAUCCCCGAGAACCCCGCCCUGGAGGGCCUUCAGGAACCGCGGAGGCCGGUGAUCCCCGAAGUUCGGUUGAACUGCAUGGAGACCUUUGAGGUGAAGGUGGACUCUCCGGGUAAGCCAGCCCCUAAAGAAGAUUUAGAUCUCAUAGAUUUGUCCUCGGAUUCCACAUCCGGCCCAGAGAAACACUCCCUCCUCUCCACAUCUGACAGUGACUCUCUUGUCUUCGAGCCCCUUCCCCCUCUCAGAAUAGUUGAGAGCGAUGAAGAGGAGGAGGCGAGGAAGCAAGGAAAUGAUGGUCCCUCCAGUAAAAAUACCACCUCUUCGCCCUCCACCCCCAGCCAGCCGUCUGUCCUCAGCCUCAGCACAACCCCCCUUGUGCAAGUCAGCGUAGAGGAUUGCUCCAAAGACUUUGCUUCUACGGACUCAGGGAACAGCCAGCCAGCAGGCACCCAGGAUGUCACUGUCGCAGCCCUGGAAGACCGGACAGACUCCCAGGAAUUGUCCAAGCCAGAGGAGAGGCAAGAGUUCUCCUGUGGCAGCCCUUUGACGCUGAAGCAGAAGAGAGACCUUCUGCAGAAGUCAGUUGCCCUCCCCCAGAUGUCGGUGGACGAGAGCCUGGAGCCCAGCACUGAGGAGGAGAGGCCUGGUGGGCUGGUGCCAAGUUCAGGGGUCAAGACUGUUCUCCUCAAAGUUCCGGAGGAUGCUGAGAACCCAGCAGAAAGUGAGAAGCCUGAUACCAGCGCCGAGUCUGACACAGAACAGAAUCCCGAAAGGAAAGGGGAAGAGGAUGGGACAGAGGAGUCAGAGUUCAAGAUUCAGAUCGUCCCCAGGCAGAGAAAGCAGAGAAAGAUUGCUGUCAGUGCGAUCCAGAGAGAGUACCUGGAUAUCUCCUUCAACAUUCUGGACAAGCUGGGAGAGCAGAAGGAUCCAGAUCCUUCUGCGAAAGGACUUUCGACUUUGGAAAUGCCACGAGAAUCCUCCUCUGCACCUACAUUAGAAGCAGGUGUGCCGGAAACAAGUAGCCAUUCUUCCAUAACAACUCAGUAUAGACAGAUGAAAAGGGGAUCCCUGGGAGUUCUGACAAUGAGCCAGUUAAUGAAGCGGCAGCUGGAACAUCAGUCUAGCGCCCCUCAUAACAUCAGCAACUGGGACACUGAACAGAUACAGCCUGGGAAACGCCAGUGUAAUGUGCCAAUGUGCCUCAACCCUGACCUGGAGGGACAGCCGCUGAGAAUGAGAGGUGCCACCAAGUCCAGCCUGCUGUCAGCACCCAGUGUAGUCAGCAUGUUUGUGCCUGCGCCUGAGGAAUUCACGGAUGAGCAGCCCACGGUGAUGACGGACAAAUGCCAUGACUGUGGGGCCAUUCUAGAAGAAUACGAUGAAGAAACGCUGGGGCUGGCCAUCGUGGUCCUCUCCACGUUCAUUCACCUAAGUCCAGACUUGGCAGCCCCGCUGUUGCUGGACAUCAUGCAGUCUGUAGGAAGGUUGGCAUCCAGCACCACUUUCUCCAAUCAGGCAGAAAGCAUGAUGGUCCCAGGCAAUGCAGCAGGAGUGGCCAAGCAGUUCCUGCGCUGUAUCUUCCAUCAGCUGGCACCCAACGGCAUCUUCCCACAGCUGUUCCAGAGCACGAUCAGAGAUGGGACGUUUUUACGAACCCUGGCCACAUCUUUGAUGGAUUUCAAUGAGCUGAGCUCCAUCGCCGCUCUCAGCCAGCUCUUGGAGGGUCUAAAUAACAAAAAGAAUUUACCAGCAGGGGGUGCUAUGAUACGCUGUUUGGAAAACAUGGCUACUUUCAUGGAAGCUUUGCCCAUGGAUUCUCCCAGUAGCCUCUGGACUACAAUCAGCAACCAGUUCCAGACGUUCUUCGCCAAGCUGCCUUGUGUUUUACCUCUGAAGUGUUCUUUAGAUUCCAGUUUGAGAAUUAUGAUUUGCCUCUUGAAGAUACCCUCUACCAACGCCACCAGGAGUUUGUUGGAGCCAUUUUCAAAACUGCUCAGCUUCGUAAUCCAGAAUGCUGUCUUCACGUUGGCCUACCUGGUGGAGCUGUGUGGCUUGUGCUACCGAGCCUUCACUAAGGAACGCGAUAAAUUCUACCUGUCUCGUAGCGUCGUUCUAGAACUUCUACAGGCCCUAAAGCUCAAAUCUCCUUUACCAGACACAAACCUCCUUCUGCUUGUCCAGUUUAUCUGUGCAGAUGCUGGAACCAAACUAGCUGAGUCGACAAUCCUGAGCAAGCAAAUGAUCGCUUCUCUUCCUGGAUGUGGGACGGCGGCGAUGGAGUGCGUGCGGCAGUACAUCACCGAAGUGCUGGAUUUCACGGCAGACAUGCAUACGCUGACCAAACUGAAGAGCCACAUGAAGACAUGUUCCCAGCCUUUGCAUGAAGAUACCUUUGGUGGACAUCUCAAAGUUGGGCUAGCUCAGAUUGCAGCAAUGGAAAUCUCCAGGGGCAACCACAGAGAUAACAAAGCUGUGAUCCGCUACCUGCCUUGGCUCUACCACCCUCCUUCGGCAAUGCAGCAAGGACCUAAGGAAUUCAUCGAGUGUGUCUCCCACAUCCGCCUGUUGUCCUGGUUGCUCCUGGGCUCGCUCACUCACAAUGCCGUGUGCCCAAACUCUUCUUCGCCCUGUCUCCCCAUACCUCUGGAUGCAGGAUCCCACAUCGCAGACCACCUGAUUGUGAUCCUGAUUGGAUUCCCAGAGCAAUCAAAGACCUCCGUGCUACACAUGUGCUCGCUCUUCCACGCCUUCAUCUUUGCUCAGCUCUGGACCGUGUAUUGUGAGCAAAGCGCCGUCGCCACAAACGUGCAGAACCAGAACGAAUUCAGCUUCACGGCCAUCUUGACGGCGUUGGAGUUUUGGAGCAGGGUCACUCCCAGCAUCCUGCAGCUCAUGGCCCAUAACAAAGUGAUGGUAGAAAUGGUGUGUCUCCAUGUGAUUAGCUUAAUGGAGGCAUUACAAGAAUGCAAUUCAACCAUUUUUGUCAAGCUCAUACCUAUGUGGCUGCCAAUGAUUCAGUCCAAUAGCAAGCACUUACCUGCGGGCCUCCAGCUUCGCCUCCAGGCCAUUCAGACCAACGUGAACCACCAUAGCCUAAGGACGCUGCCCGGCUCGGGCCAGAGCAGUGCUGGCCUCGCAGCCCUCCGCAAGUGGCUGCAGUGCACCCAGUUCAAAAUGGCGCAGGUGGAGAUCCAGUCCUCGGAAGCAGCCUCGCAGUUCUACCCUCUUUGAGCGGACUCCUCGGCUCUCAGUGUCAACACUCUGGUUUAGCAAUAAUGGGUUUCAAAAACAAAACAAUUUGAUUCAAGCAGGUCGGGGAACAUAUUGGUACUGUACCUUCUCUUUCUAGUUUAGUAAAAGGACGCGCAGAGGCCAGAGAGGGCCAACAAGAAGCUUUCUUGCUACACACAUUUCUGAUGACUCCUUGGGCUAUCUGAUUAAGUGUUUCCUUACAUUAUUUUUUAAGAAAAAAAAAAACCAAAUCAUUUUUCUUUAACUAACUUCUAUUUUUUUUAAGAAAAAAAAAUAGACUGGCGGGUACUCACAGAACAGUUGUCUAAGCCCCCUGUUGCUAUUUUUGAUGAUAGAGAAUAAAUAGGGUUUUUGAAACCUUUGUAGUGUUUUUUCUUAAAAUCCACUCUUGGCAAUGCAAUAAAAAAAACAAACAAAAAACCGUCACCAUAAGCCAGGGACACCUGACUGAUGCUUUUUUGUCAUAAUCCUGGGAAAAGUGGCAGCUUGCGAGGAACAUUACAAAGUGCACUUAGAAAUUAGGUGGUCAAACCGUGCCAAUGGUGUUCGUUGUUUUAUAAUCUCUUUUUCCAGAACUGUCCAGUACAUUUUAUUAUUUUUAAAACUAGUCGUUUUUUUUUUCAAUUCAUUUGUUCCAGGCUGUACUCUCUUGUAAGCUUUAUGACAACCACUUUAGUUUUGUGAAGAAUAAAUUUUAUUCUUUGGUUAUAGACUCGUAUACAAGUCCAUUACAACGGCUGGUUGCUUACUGGGUCAGACGAAUGCCACGCUGGCACAGGGCACCGCGUGGGGAGUGACAGUUCCUAAGAUGGCCUCCUAGGAGCGUCAGCCGCGAGGUCUGUCAGCACUGACCACUGGCAUCUGACUGUGCAUUCCAAAUGAAAUCUCUCUCCUUCGUCCCUGUAAUGCACUGACUU
Molecule: messenger RNA, 9274 nt
Organism: Ochotona princeps (American pika)
Lineage: Eukaryota; Metazoa; Chordata; Mammalia; Lagomorpha; Ochotonidae
Gene: UNC79
Product: unc-79 homolog, NALCN channel complex subunit
Exons: 52
Coding region: 414-8336 (2640 amino acids)
Molecular function (GO): protein binding
Source: RefSeq, a predicted model, not a curated record